This is a messenger RNA of Anastrepha obliqua, 2124 nucleotides long. RefSeq lists its product as uncharacterized. NCBI's taxonomy places the organism in Eukaryota, Metazoa, Arthropoda, Insecta, Diptera, Tephritidae. Bases 255 to 2015 code for a protein of 586 amino acids. The record is from RefSeq and is a predicted model, not a curated record. The transcript has 2 exons.
AUCAGUCGUGGUAUUCGCACAGCUGCGGUUGUGCGCCAUAAAUUCGAAAAUAGAAACGCGCUAACGAAAAGUUUUCAAAUUCAAAAUUGUUUAAAUAAUUUUGACAAACAUCUAAAAUCUAACAAACGGACCACAACGAAUUUUUGCCCAGUCCAAAUAACUGCAAUUUGACAAACAUUUGAAGAGAGUGUGCGCCUGCGUUGCCAACGAACGGAUAAAAUAUAUUAGUCUCCAUCAGGCUCAGUGCGUGCAGGAUGCCUACUACACGGCAAUUCACUUUGGGCUGCGGAUUAGUUGUGCUGCUGUUCACAAUUUGCCAACCGAAGGUAGUGGAUGCGCAAUUCUUCCCUUUGUUCAAUCAGCAACAGCGUCGUUCCGCCAACGAAGGCUCCGUUUCGCGUGCCGACAGCAAUGCCUUUGAAAAAGACAUCGACUAUGGUCCAAUCGGUAUCACCAAAGAUGUUUCUAAUUCACGCGAUGUAACAGAACAAAAUGGCGGUCAAUUUAACGGUGGAACCACCAGUGUGGCUAACAGUAAUGCCAUUACACAUGAGUUAAACCUGGGACCACUAGAUGUGGGCAGCACACUUACACGCACGAAGACAAGCUCAAAUGACGCCGUGUCUCGCGGUGUAGCUGAAGAGUUCAAUGUGGGUAAUCUCGAAUUUGGCGGUUCUUUGGGGAGCGACAACCUACGUAGAAGAAUUGGAUUGGUACGUGAUCCCAACGGUGGCACCGAUCUAAAUUUGGGUUUCCUUAGCCUUAAUUUAGAUCCCAAUGCUCGGCGGCAGAAUAAUGGGGGUGCUUCGACCAAGGCGGAAGUAAAUGCGCAGGGACAGGAUGCGCUGACACGCGCCAAUAGCAACUCGAACACGCAAUCCCAUAAUUUUGACGGUUUGCAAAUUACCGACAAAAGUUCUCAUUCUGAUGCUUUUGGACGAGUCAGCAAUGGUCAGACUUCAGCUAAUACUGUCGGUUUCGCUGGUGAUGCUUCCACGAAUGGUAACUCAUUCGGCAGGCCUUUCUUCCGUAGGCGCCGUGGAACUUAUGGCAGAGUACUUGCAGUUGUGAAACAACGAUCUGCUCGUCCCAAACGCCGCGCACAAUUCCCUCCAUUUGAAAAUCCAAACUACGGUUUCCAAGGCCCACAACAAGGCCCACCACAAGGCCCACAACGUCGUCAACCAGGGGGUUUCUUUUUCCCCGGCGACAUUAAUUCUCAGUCACAGGGCACAGCUGAACAUAAAGGCAGUCUCUUUGACCAGCAAGCUGGCUCUAAUGCACACUCAAACCGUCACGCAACCAAAGACGGUGUCUCUCAAGAUAAUGGUGGAUCCAGUAUUUCCUCGAAUGUGGCCAAAGAUGGUUCGAGUGGUCAAGUGAGCUCUGCUAAUGUAAAUAACCAGAAUAAACAAACUAAGGACGGCAGCUCCAGCUCCAAUGAGGGUCAGAGUCAGUCACUCAACUUCAACAAAAAUGGGCAGCAGGCAUCCUCGGCUAAUGCCGGUACAACGCACACCCGUACGAAAGAUGGCGAAGACAUAAGUUCACAUGGUCAUUCACAGUCGACGAACAAUAAUAAACACGGUUCAUCUAGUAACACUGCCAACACCAAAACGGAUGUCAUGCGCAAUGGCAACUCAGAAAGUGUGACAGCCGAUUCGAACAGUCAGUCGAUCUAUCAGGGUGCUAACGGCCAAAAUGCUGGUGCUUCUACAAACGCGAAUGUAAACUCACAUCGAGGAGCCGACGGUUCUGUAACCAACUCCGCAUCCAGCAGUGCGACGGCUAAUAGUCAAGGUGGCGGUGAUGCCAAUGCAUCAGCAUCUGCCUCAUCUGGAAGUAAUGGUAACAGCGCCAACACCGAUGCAAAUGCUAAUGCUGGUGGCUUCAAUAACUUUGGUGGUUUUGGCGGAUUUGAUAGAAAUGGCGGUGGUGGUGGUGGUUUUGGCGGUUUUGGCGGCUUUGGUGGGGCACAAGCUAAUAGUGGCGCUCAGGGCGGUUGGUUCCGUUGAGGGAGAGGGCAAGAGGAGACAGUGAGAGAAAAAUUGCGAUUGUCGAAGAGAUUAUUUCAAUUAUGCUGAAAUUUUAUUAGAAUAAAAAUAAAAUAAUUUAUGUUUCUUA